AUGUCCAAAUUUGACUACAAGUCUUGUGCACUGCCGUCGUCAACGACGCAUAUUCGCCUACUUCAGCUCCGCUUAGCCGAACCGACAACGACUCCCAAGAGUACCACGUCGCCUUCAAACGGCAGCCUUGUUUGCGAGCUUUUGACGACACCUAUAGCAGCACCACUGAAAUUCAAAGCUCUCUCGUACACCUGGGGGACCGCAGAGAAAACAAGUUUCCUCAAAUUGAACAGAACCCAGCUCAACAUCACCCCAUCCCUUCACACUGCUCUUCAAUACAUCGCCAGUCAACAGGAGGACAUCUAUCUAUGGGUCGAUCAAGUCUGUAUCGAUCAGAGCAAUGGCGCCGAAAAAUCAGAACAGGUGCUACUAAUGUCCGACAUAUACCGCAAAGCUGAGCAAACCCUCGUCUGGCUUGGUCCCGCCGCAGAUAGAUCAGACGAACUGAUGGACCUGUGGCUGGACAUCGGGCAGAAGGCGGAGAAAACUGCAGGUGGCUUGGAAUCCUACUUUACGAAGGAGAAAAUUCACCGUCUACUCGAGAUCAUGGAAAGCCGUUCGGUGGACGAUCCUUUGACGGAACCGUAUCACCAGCUCGUCGAUGAAGCGCGGCCUCGAUUCGAGGACUUGAUGCAGGCGAUCGUUGAUCUGGAUGAGAGACCCUGGUUCCAUCGUGUCUGGAUUGUGCAGGAGGUCAGCUUGUGCCCGGACACGGUCCUCGUCUGCGGACACAAGAUCGUUCCUGUGGAUUUUGUCAGACAAGCGAGCAACAUAUUUGCGGCAGCGUUGAAGCAAUCUAUGAGGUCGAAUCCAGGAAUUAGCUUUGCCCAGCUCGCUUUGCAAGCACAGUCACACCGUUUGGGGCCGCUACUGAGUACUCGAAAGCGCCGUCAAAGGUACGCAAACAGCAAAGGGGAGGGAGAAGAGCUUUUCCACUUGCUUAGAAAGCUCUUUGUUGAAAGCGAUACGAGAGCAACGCAAAAUCGGGAUCGUAUAUAUGGGCUACUCGCUCUGGCUGUUGAUGCCGAGCAGCUGGGGAUAAGGCCCGACUAUACGACCUUGAAUGUCGCUUCAAUCUUCACGCAUGUGGCUCGAGCAAUGAUCCGACAGGGACGCAUUGAGAUCCUUAGCUUCUCCCAGUUCCCGAAGGAGAAAGAUAUUGAAGGACUACCAACUUGGGUUCCGGACUGGCGGCCAAAUCUUGCGCCGUCAUAUUACACCAUCUUUGAAUCUGCAGAGGAGCACCUGUUGGGUGCAUCUGGCAGCACUCAGGUCUCUAUGUUGCCGAAAAUGGUUCAAGAUGUUCUUAGUAUCCGGGGGUACUUGAUUGAUUCAAUCGAGGAAGUGGGGAAUGUGUGGCAUGCUUCGGACGAUCACGCAUCAUACCUCCACCUUUUCAAAACACUUCAAGAGUUCUGCAGUAAGUCUGCCACCAAGGACGAACUUAUCUACGAGAACCCACUCCGACGAGCCGAAGCGACAUGGCGAGUGCCGAUCGGAGAUCUGUACUGGGAUCCUGAGGUUGACUACAUUCGUGCCAGGAAGCCACUCGUUGAAGAUGCAUAUCACGAAUGUGUGAAGAUCUCCGAAAUAAUAGUGGCAGGAGAGCGGCAGUUGACUGCUGAGGAGAUACGCCGGUCUCCAUCUGGGAGAUACCGUAAUAGCAUGAGUGGUAUGGACGGGAAGCGGCUAUAUAUCACUCGCCGAGGAUAUCUCGGUAUGUGUCCUGAUCCAGCAGUUGCAGGUGACUCGGUGGUUGUCUUCUGUGGUGCUAGGCUUCCGUACGUUUUGAGAGCACGGGGCGAAGAAGACAGGCAUACCUUCUUGGGCGAGGCCUAUUGUCAUGGAAUGAUGGAUGGGGAGGUUUUGGGACGUGAACGAGAAAGAACCUUUUUCAUUGAGUAG
Messenger RNA from Didymosphaeria variabile, 1905 nucleotides. RefSeq lists its product as uncharacterized. NCBI's taxonomy places the organism in Eukaryota, Fungi, Ascomycota, Dothideomycetes, Pleosporales, Didymosphaeriaceae. The transcript has a single exon. The coding region runs from base 1 to 1905 and encodes 634 amino acids. The record is from RefSeq and is a predicted model, not a curated record.